Messenger RNA from Theileria annulata, 1317 nucleotides. Its product is annotated as metallo-protease, putative. Bases 1 to 1317 code for a protein of 438 amino acids. The record is from RefSeq and is a predicted model, not a curated record. Gene Ontology annotation, molecular function: metalloendopeptidase activity. Lineage: Eukaryota; Apicomplexa; Aconoidasida; Piroplasmida; Theileriidae. The transcript is spliced from 5 exons. Gene Ontology annotation, cellular component: endoplasmic reticulum membrane. Gene Ontology annotation, biological process: CAAX-box protein processing.
AUGGGUGUUUCUAACUUAUUUCAUUCCCCUUUACACUUUGAGUUCUUCGUAUCCGUUGUUUUAUUACAUGAGUUAUUUGAACAAUACCUAAAUUUCCGACAAUAUCGCUUUGUAAAAAAGAAACUAUCAGGAGAUAAAACAUUUUUUCUUGAGAAUAGUGCUGAUAAAAUAUAUAAAAAGACAUUCGAAGCAGUUAGCGAGUAUUUAAACUCAGAUGAUUACAAAAAAACUGUGCAAUAUUCUUAUGAUAAACUUAAAUUUAGCGUUUUUAACUCGUUGUUCCAUUUUUUGUUAGAUAUCCUUCUUUUGUUUGUUUUGUUUUCACCCAAAUUAUGGAAAUUUUCUGGUACAGUAAUUAAAAAAAAUAACGAAUAUACCCAAUCACUCAUAUUCUGUGGAAUCAAAAUGCUAUUCGAUACUUUUAUUGAACUUCCUUUUGGACUAUACUCUGAUUUCGUCCUGGAAGAAAAACAUGGAUUCAAUAAAAAAACAUAUAAACUUUUCGUAAAGGAUUUGCUAUUAACUCUUCUCCUACAAUGUGUAAUAGGAGGCCCAGUUCUCUGCGCACUUAUAUUCUUGGUUAAUUGGGGAGGAGAACUUUUCUACUUCUACGUAUUCGGAUUUAUCGUUGUUUUCAACUUUAUCAUGUUGAUAAUUUAUCCAGAAUUAAUCGCGCCCCUUUUCAAUAAGUUCGAACCACUCCAAGACCAGGAACUGAGAACGGAUAUCGAAAAUCUUGUACUUAUUACGAUUUUAAUCAUGUUUAGGCACGUAAAGUUGAUUUCCCACUCAAAGAAAUUAAACAAAUGGAUGGUUCUAAGAGAUCCUCGCAUUCCAACGCAUAUUUAUACGGCUUGUGGAAGUUCAAAAAGCUGCGUGGUUUCUCAUGAAUUAGGACAUUGGAAACACAAACACGUCGCGAAGAUGUUAACAUUUUCGUUUGCUAAUUUAUUCGCAAUGUUCUUUCUUUUCAAAAAGUUCAAGGAUAACAAAAAUAUGUACAAUAGCUUCGGAUUCCAUGGAGUCACUUCUUUUGUAAUAGGAAUAUCUCUAUUUUCAAAUAUCUUCACCGUUCUGGGAAUAUUGACGAAUCUUGUUAAUGUUACCCUGACAAGAUUCCACGAAUUUCAAGCCGAUAAAUAUGCCGUCAAACUGGGAUAUGGAGAGGACCUAACCAAAUCACUUUUAUCUUUGCAUAAAGAUAAUAAAGCCAUGAUUUAUUAUGAUCCAUUAUAUUCAUGGUACCACUUCGACCAUCCAGUUCUCUUCGAAAGAUUGUAUUCACUCUAUCAGACCAUGGACGAAGGCAAACUUUAA